UUGUAACUCCCUCAUAGUUAUAUGCAGCUUGACGUGGACGUGCAUGAAAAUGGCUGGACAACAAAGACACAGCUCCGUUUAUAAGCUGGCCAGAAAAUUCUGUGCUUUGCAGCGAUUUUCAAAGAUAGUGGAAAUUAUCCCUUCCUACAUCCUGAGAGGUUUUUUUAAUAUUUCUUUUUCUUUUUCUGCUCUUUUCGAUAAGAGUGAGGAAUAGGAUAUGGAACUGAUCAUCGGUCUCUGCCUGUUAGCGCCGCUUUUAUUCCUCUAUACCCCUCUCAGGCGCUUCAUCGGUUUAAAUGCAUCUGAAUAUCCACUUCCUCCAGGCCCAACAUUACUUUCCGGGCCGUUUCCGGAGAAAGAUAUCGCCAAAACAUUUCAGAAAUGGAAUAAAAAGUAUGGCCCCAUAGUGAGCGCAAAGAUUGGAGCCCAGCAAUUUAUCAUCCUGGGGAGUCGUCGAGCAGCCCAAGACCUACUGGAGCGACGAGCAAGUAUAUACAGCUCGCGUCCCGCGUCAAAGUUCUUGGAUAAGUACUUGCACAAGGGACUGGCAUCUGCUUUCAUGCCAUAUGGUGCCCAGUGGAGACUUCAUAGACGGCUGGGCUCGUCACUCCUCAGUGAAAGGGCGUCUACUGCCUAUCGUCAACUCCAGGAUUUCGAGAGCAAGCGACUUCUUCAUGAGUUCUUAUCCACGAAUGAUUUUUCAGAGGCCUUCCUCAGCUACACCUCGGACAUCAUGUUCACGCUUGUAUACGGAAAAGGGAGAGGAAAGGAUGAUAGCGACCAUAAGAUGUUAUAUCAAAUAAAUGAAAUGGCCACAUUCGUUCUUCAGAAAGCUUCUUUUGGAACGAUUUUGCUUGACCUGUUCCCCAUGCUUGACUGGCUCCCACAUUGCUUCUUGACCUGGAGAAAGAAGGCAGAAGAGCUUCAUUAUAAGACCAAAGAAGUUUAUACCGAAUGUGGCAACAUUGCGCUUGGGGGCGACUGCUGGAACUGGAGUCAUGAGGUCUCUCAGAGAAGCGAAGCUAAAGAGCUCCCCUGGGAAGAUGUCUGCUACGCCCUGGGCGAACUUUACGUAGCCGGAAUCCAUACGACUAAGAUGGUCUUGGAGAUAUUGAUUAUAGUAUGUGUACUCCACAAAGAGGUGAAACAAAAAGCACAAGCAGAGCUAGACUCCGUGGUCGGCGAGGACCGAUUGCCGUCGCCCGACGACCUUGAAAACCUUCCAUACAUCCGGGCAAUCGUCUCUGAACUCCUUCGCUGGCGCCCUAUCUCUCCAAUUGGGGUUCCUCACGCGGUCAUACAAGACGACGAGUACAUGGGCUACCGUAUCCCUGCCGGUGCGACGGUAGUCGCAAAUCAGUUUGGGAUGAACAUGGACGAGGCGACUUUCGACAAUCCCGCAACCUUCAAUCCUGAUAGAUAUCUCAACAACCCAGAUCUUCCUGUCUCCGCUUUUGGCUUUGGCCGGAGAAUUUGUCCUGGUCACCGACUCGCACGGGGCAGCCUACUGAUCGUUACUUCACGUCUGCUCUGGGCUUACGAUAUCACAUCUGCACAAGGGGACGCUGAUAUUAGCGACGAAAGCAGCCCCUCUUCCGUCAAAGCCUUGUUUCAACCAAGGAGCUCAAAGCACGAGCGGGUAAUCAAGAAAGAGUGGGAGGAUACCGACAAAGACGAAAAGCGAAUCUUGGAGAGGAUCCGACACCGUAUCUGAUGCAUGGAAAUCUAUCUACACACAGAA
Molecule: messenger RNA, 1741 nt
Organism: Aspergillus caelatus
Lineage: Eukaryota; Fungi; Ascomycota; Eurotiomycetes; Eurotiales; Aspergillaceae
Product: cytochrome P450
Exons: 1
Coding region: 218-1714 (498 amino acids)
Molecular function (GO): heme binding; iron ion binding; monooxygenase activity
Source: RefSeq, a predicted model, not a curated record